AUGGCCGAGGGGCAGGGUGCGGCGGGGGCCCCCCUGGACAAGGUGAAGCGCCCCAUGAACGCCUUCAUGGUGUGGUCCAGCGGGCAGCGCCGGCGCCUGGCGCAGGAGCACCCCAAAAUGCACAACUCGGAGAUCUCCAAGCGCCUGGGGGCCGCCUGGCGCCGGCUGGGCGAGGCCGAGAAACGCCCCUUCGUGGAGGAAGCCAAGCGCCUCCGCGCCCGCCACCUGCGGGACUAUCCCGACUACAAGUACCGGCCCCGCCGCAAGGGCCGGGCCCCUGCCAAGGAGCCGCCGGGGGGCCACCCGCCGCCCCCCCAGCCGCCCGCCCGGCCCUGGGGCUACGGCGAGCCCCUGGGCUACCAGCCGCCCCGCUACCCGCCGGGCCAGGCCAGCGCCGGCUAUGGGAACGCGGCCGGAGGGUACAGCGGCCUGUCCUACGGCCCCCCGGCCCCGACGCCCUACAAGCAAGAGCCCGCGCCCCACCCCGGGGUGCUGCCGGCCGACUUCCGCGACAUGAUGGCCGCCUACGGCCUGCAGGCCUGCGACGUGGGCGAGGGCUUCCCGCAGCUGCCCUACGAGCCCCCCGGGCCGGCGCCGCUGACGCCUCUCUAGCCCGCGGGGGGCCGGGGCCGGGACCGAGGGGGGGGGCAGCUUUUUAUACGGAAAGAUGGAAAAAGUGGAGGAGGAACAAAGUUUUGGGGGGACUCUGGGGGGUGACCCAGUGACUCCAACCUAAGCAGGGGGGGCAGAGUGGAGGCUCUCUUCCCCCCCCAUCUCCCCCCCACACACCCUCUGUUAACUCUUUGCUCGCUUCUCCCACCCCCUAACAAAUCAAGUCCCCGGGCACUGGCUCCAGAAAGGGGGGCGGCAGUAGGGGGCUGAAAGAGGGGGAGCGUGGGGCAGGGACAGCCCAGAGAAGUGGGGGGGGGGUGCAAGCGCUGGGGGGCUCUCUCUCAAGGCAGGGUGUCAACGUAUUUUGUAAAGAGAAUAAACCUGGUUCCUGGAUACGCCCCCAACCCCAGAGCAUUACUGGGGGGGAGGGGGGCGGGGGGGGGCAAAGGAGACAUUCAGGGGGGCAGGAAACAGAUUGACACCUCCCCCCCACAGGGUUUGACCCCCCCCGAGAGCAAGAAAAACUUAAAGGAGGAAAUGAAAAUG
Messenger RNA from Caretta caretta (loggerhead turtle), 1158 nucleotides. It is a transcript of the gene SOX15, whose product is annotated as SRY-box transcription factor 15. Gene Ontology annotation, cellular component: nucleus. Gene Ontology annotation, biological process: brain development; negative regulation of transcription by RNA polymerase II; neuron differentiation. NCBI's taxonomy places the organism in Eukaryota, Metazoa, Chordata, Testudines, Cheloniidae. The record is from RefSeq and is a predicted model, not a curated record. Gene Ontology annotation, molecular function: RNA polymerase II cis-regulatory region sequence-specific DNA binding; DNA-binding transcription activator activity, RNA polymerase II-specific.